Lactuca saligna is the source of this 3466-nucleotide messenger RNA. The record is from the annotation of a GenBank genome assembly. Lineage: Eukaryota; Viridiplantae; Streptophyta; Magnoliopsida; Asterales; Asteraceae.
CCCACUUCAGAAACAAGCCUCUCUCCUCUGACCUCUCUUCAACUUAUUCCUAAAGUUUCAUGGUGCGUUCUUUCUUAGUUUAUAGUUUCAGGGGAAUAAAAUGGCACGUAACGAGAAGAAACGAUCAUCAAGAGUUGCAGACACACAAAUGCAUUCUUUUCUAAGAAGAUUUUUCAUCAAAAUUCAUGAUGCUGUAAAUUCAAACCACUCACCUUGCAAAAGAAGAAGAAGAAGCCUACACAGGGAUGUCGAACAGGAAGAGCUCCAGUGCACAAACACCAAUUGUCUCUCAUCAUACUACAGCGUCUUUGUAGCUCGACUUGCAAUCAUGGUAAUGUUGGCGAUUCUGAUAGGUCUGCUAACGCUUCUCACCUGGCAUUUCACUAAAGUGUACACAAGAACAUCGUUGAAUGCAUUGGCAUAUGGUCUCCGAUAUGAACUUUUACAGCGUCCGGUGUUGCGUAUGUGGAGCAUCUUGAAUUCAACUGUUGAAAUAACAACAGCUCAAGUUAAAAUCUCGGAAUACGUGAUCAAAAAAUACAGCAAACCUGAAAAUCAAGCACAGCAAGUUGAGCUCUAUGAAGUAAUGAGGGAUGUCACGUGGGCGCUAUUCACAAGUCACAAAGCUCUCAAUUCGAUAUCAAUAAAGUACAAAAACGGGUUUGUUCAGGCGUUUCAUAGAGAUCCAAGAGAUAACAGUACAUAUUACAUAUACUCCGAUCUCACAAAUUACACAAUGGCCGGACCUUACGACGUCAACACAUCUUCAUCGCAUCAAGGCUGGAACGAUCAAACGAUCCAAAGUAACAUAUCGGCGAUUUGGUACCGAGAGCCGUUGGAUCCCGCAACCGGUGAGAAAAUCGGAAAACAAAAAGCGAUACCUCCGGAUGAGUUAAUAAACAUCGCCGGAAUUUCUCAGGUUCCAUAUGGUGCAGCUUCGUGGCAUGUCGCUGUGAGCAAAUUCACAAACUCUCCGUUACUUUCAGCGGCGAUGCCGGUGAGGGAUGCGUCGGAAGGAAGUAUAGUGGCGGUGGUUGGUGUUACGACGUCGCUUUAUAGUGUGGGACAGCUUAUGAAAGAGCUUGUUGGGUUUCAUAGUGGACAUAUUUAUUUGACGUCACAAGAGGGUUGGUUGUUGGCUACUUCUUCUACUACGCCAUUGUUGAGGAACUCAUCUACAGGUCCGAAGCUGAUGAUGGCUGUUGAUUCUCAAGAUAAAGUCAUACAAACGGGAGCUAAAUGGUUACUCAAAGCCUAUGGGAACAAAGAGCCCCCAAAUCAUGAAGUUCACAUAGAGAAUGCCAAAUUGGGCAAUGAACUUUAUUACAUCGAUUCGUUUUACUUGAACUUAAAGCGACUUCCUAUGGUGGGAGUCCUUAUCAUUCCAAGGAAAUACAUAAUGGGGAAGGUAGACGAGAGAGCUUUCAAGACGUUAAUGAUACUGAUAUCUGCAUCUGUAUGUAUACUCGUUAUCGGUUGUGUGUGUAUUUUCGUGUUAACAAAUGGAGUUUCAAAGGAAAUGAAGCUACGUGCAGAAUUGAUUAGUCAUUUGGAUGCACGAAGGAAAGCAGAGGCAUCUAGCAACUACAAGAGCCAAUUUCUAGCAAAUAUGAGUCAUGAACUGAGAACGCCAAUGGCUGCAGUCAUUGGAUUGCUAGACAUUCUUAUAUCUGAUGAAUGUCUAACAAACGAACAAUACGCAACAAUUAGCCAAAUUCGUAGAUGCUCAACAGCUCUUCUUCGUCUCCUCAACAACAUUUUAGACAUUAGCAAGGUUGAAUCAGGAAAAUUGGUACUGGAAGAAGCUGAAUUUAACAUGGGGAGAGAACUUGAAGGACUAGUCGAUAUGUUCUCUGUACAGUGCAAAAACCAUAAUGUGGAAACAGUGAUAGAUCUCUCUGAUGAUAUGCCAAAGGUAGUUCAAGGGGACUCUGCUAGAGUUGUUCAAAUUUUUGCUAAUCUAAUCAGCAACUCAAUCAAAUUUACAACAUCAGGAUACAUUAUUCUGCGAGGAUGGUGUGAAGAUCCACAUUCAUUAAUUGAAAACGGGAAAAGAUCAUGCAAGGACAACAAAGUAAUUCUUUGGUUUGAAGUUGAUGAUACUGGAUGUGGCAUUGAUCCAAGCAAAUGGGAAUCAGUAUUUGAAAGCUUCGAACAAGCUGACCCUUCAACUACUAGAUUGCACGGUGGAACAGGGCUUGGACUAUGCAUUGUUAGAACUCUAGUUCACAAAAUGGGUGGAGAAAUAAGAGUUGUUAAGAAAAACGGACCCGGGACUCUAAUGCGACUUUAUCUGUUACUCAAUACACCUGUAGAUAUACCACAAGACAACUACAGAUUAAAGUACGCAGAUCAUAACUUGAAGGUAGUGCUUGCGCUAAAUGGAAGUAUGGGCAGAACGAUUUUGUCUGGGUGGUUAACUAAAAUUGGUGUCCCCACGUGGGAUGCAUGUGAGUGGAAUGAACUGACGCAGAUACUACAAGAACUCUUUAUACCCACACGUUAUACACAAAAUUUAACAUAUGAAACUUCAAAAGUUGAAUCAUUAAGCAAGCAAGAAAUGGAUGCGUCUGUUUUCAUCAUAGUCAUUGAUAUUGGACUACUCAAUCUAAGCACAGAUAUAUGGAAAGAACAGUUAAAUUUUUUGGACACGUUUAACAGAAGAGCGAAGUUUGCGUGGGUUUUAAACCAUGACACCUCUAACACCAUCAAAAUGGAGCUUCAUAACCGAGGGCAUCUGUUAAUGGUGAAUGAACCGUUAUACAAAGCGAAAAUGAUUCAAAUAAUGGAAGCUGCCAUUAAAGAAAGCUCUCAUAAUCAUAACCAUAACCAUAAUAAUAAUAAUAAUAAUAAUAAUAUUAAUAAUACGCAUGAAUGUCUUGAAAUUGAUGUGCAUUCGGAUCCAGAGAGUUCAAACGAGUCUGAAAAGUCGGAAUUUAUAGUUUCUUCUUCUUCUUCACGAUAUGGAACAACUAUAAACAACUGUUUUCUCGAACUAAGUGAAGUCGGAUCAGAGAGGGGCAAAUUGGUCACAAAUGGAACGAAUGGACAGAAGUCUCUAGAAGGUGUACGGAUUUUGUUAGCAGAAGAUACACCAAUACUUCAAAGAGUGGCGACUAUAAUGCUUGAAAAAAUGGGGGCCACGGUGGUUGUGGUGGGAGAUGGGGUACAGGCGGUUGAAGCUCUACAGGAACAUAACCCUCCGCCAUAUGAUUUGAUACUCAUGGACUGUCAGAUGCCGAAGAUGGAUGGUUAUGAGGCGACUAAGGCGAUUAGAAGAGCGGAAAUGGGAACGGAAAUGCAUAUUCCGAUUGUGGCGUUGACAGCGCAUGCGAUGUCAUCGGAUGAAGCAAAAUGUUUAGAGGUUGGAAUGGAUGCGUAUCUAACGAAACCGAUAGAUUGCAACCUUAUGGUUUCGACUAUUUUGUCAUUAACUAAUUCUCCUAUAAUAAGCGGUAGAAAAUGA